Struthio camelus australis is the source of this 2483-nucleotide messenger RNA. The record is from RefSeq and is a predicted model, not a curated record. Lineage: Eukaryota; Metazoa; Chordata; Aves; Struthioniformes; Struthionidae.
AUGCCAGACACCAAAGUCUCUGCUAAAAUCUGCGAGUCUUCUCUACAGCAGCUAGAAUAUGCCUUAAAGGUGAAGAGCAGGACUGUUCACUUUAUGAAUUUAAGAAACACAGGAACUCUGAACAACAAAAGCUGUUUAGAUGAGACCACUUACGAAAAACUGGCUGAAGAAACACUGGACUCCUUAGCAGAUUUCUUUGAGGAUCUCACAGAUAAGCCUUUUACCCCGGAAGACUACGAUGUCUCUUUAGGGAGUGGAGUUCUAACAGUUAAAUUAGGUGGAGACAUGGGAACAUAUGUAAUCAAUAAGCAAACACCAAACCGGCAGAUUUGGCUCUCCUCACCCACUAGUGGGCCCAAGCGCUAUGACUGGACUGGACGGAACUGGGUAUAUUCUCAUGACAGAGUAUCCCUUCAUGAACUGCUAUCAAAAGAAUUUUCAACAGCAUUAAAAACUAAACUAGAUUUGUCCUGCUUAAUAUAUUCUGGGAAAGAAGACACUUGAUAAUUUUCUACCUCAUGGAAAUUAAAAGACUUUAACCAGGAGCCCUUCUGUGGUUUCUAAAGUACCUGAACUUAAUUCUGUUGUUGUUUUUCUUCACCAUGUUGUGUAACAACAUGAAAGUAAUAAUUUUUCUUUAGUGCUCAGUGUUUGGGUUUCUGUGUCACUGCUUGAAUUUGUACCCAUGAAGUACAGACGGCUGAGUUAUCCAUACGUUCCUAUCACUGCAUUUCUUACUCUUAGCUAAGAAGUGAGUCGUGAACUCCUCUUGUCCAUAGCUUUGUUUGGAUGUAGGAUCUGGCUGGUCUGGUGACUUUUGACCAGUGCACAGCUUCUUGUGCUGGGGCCUUCACCCCAAAGAAGCAGUGCCAGUGGAUCGCAUUGGCAGGACUUGUGGUACUGUGAAUGGGCUGCAUUAAACCUUGAGGCCAGUGAAGGGAGCCUGGUGCAAUCGAGAGCAAGUAAGGCAUCACAGUCUAAUUGAACACAAUGGUAAAGGAAAUGAGUGUGGUGGGUAGAAAUUUUUCAUAUUGUGUAAUAGAUAUAGUAGGAGUUUUUUUAAGCUGAAUUUUAAACUGCAUGCAGGUCUGUGUGGUUGUAAGCAGUACGUGUAACUGAAAAAGCUGGUUGAUCGUAUUUAAGCUGUGCAGCAGUAACUUUACAAACAUUGUGUUCUGUUACUGUGAAUUUCUCCUUCUGUUCCCUUUUGUUCUUUGAAGAGUAAAAAUACGUAAUUUACUGACUGCUUUUUAGUUGAGCAAAAUGAAGAUCCUCUCAUAGCUAAAAUUUGCAUUACUUUUUGUACUGCUGCAUUUCUAAGAAACUGAAUGUAGAUUUUUUUUUCACCAUAAUGCAACAAGGCUUCCAUUAGUACUGUGCUGAUGCAGAAACAUUUGCCUUUUUGCCUCUUAGAAUUGAAGAAGUUGAAUCUGCUUCAGACUGUUAAGAAAGAGGAAUGAAAUAAAUUAUAUACGGCAGAUCUUAAAUGAAAAAAAAACCCUUUUUAAAAAGAAAUUGUGAAAUGCAGUAAAAACACUACAACACUUGGUACUGUUGUAAUAUUACCAAUAAUGGGUUUUAAUUGUUUGUGAAAUGGGAGCACAGAGUUACUCACUGAUUCUUGAGGAAUGGUUAAACCAUACUCUUAAAUAUUUUAUCAUUGUAUGAAAAGAUGUCCGGUGCAAACUCUCCCCCCCGCCCCGGUUCUUGAUUUUUCUGACACUUGUGUUUAGCUUGGCAUGAUUUUCUGGCUAGCUAGAAUUAUUGCAGGUGCAAUAAUUUGUCGUAGAGAAACAAUAGCUAUGUAGUAUGAUUGCCUAGUACUUGCAUUUAAAAUAGAAGUCUUGUUACCAGCUAUUUCCCACCAUUAAAUAGAGCAAAAGUAAUGUUUCACUGGAGCUGGUUCGUGGUUAAUUGUGCACGCCGUAUUUGCAUGUUUUUCAGUCAAAAUAAAAAAGAAGACAGUUAUCUGAAAAUUUAAGUCUACUAGAUGAGGUGAGUACAAUGACUAGCAACUGGUAUGAGUAGAAGAGACUAAAAGAUACCAUUUUACAAAGCAAAACUAGAUAUAGAACUUUUUUUACUUUUGGAACAGUAAAACUAAUUUGUAGCAUGUGAAGAAUGGUAAUAAUUCAGCUCAGUCUCUCAGUUCAUAAAGCUAGAUUUACUUAGACACAUCUGUACAGACAGUAAUGAACUGAUAUUUGAAGCAAGGGUACUUUCUCCUGGUUCUUACUUUGUUUAAUUACAAGUAACUUGUGUAAUUAUUCUGCUGACUUUCCAAAAUUACUUUCUUAAGUGAUUUGCAUGCAACUUAUAUUCAUUGACAUACAUCAGAAACCCAUUUGGAGCUUCACCCACCAUUCCCUUUCAUCUUGAACAAUUGUUUACACCGCAAUGAAGUUGUAUGUAGAAUUUGGAAUCCUUUAUAUGAUAGAGAUAUUUCAGUCUGGGAUGAUAAAGGAAGUCACUGCAGCUAUGCA